AUGAAGGAGUACCGCGACGUCGUAGUAAAGUUGUUUGCGAGAGGUGAGCGACCCGGCGACAUAUUCCGUCGGUUGAAAUCACACGGGGUGAAGCGGGAUUUCAUCUAUUACACCAUCCGUCGGUACCGGGAGACGGGCUCGACCAAGUACCGUGUGAAAUCCGGGCGGCCGCGUUCGGCGAGAACGCCAGCAGCCAUCAAGGUGGUGAGGGAGCGGAUUCGUAGAAAUAUGAACCGCUCGAUCAGGAAGACUGCUGCUGACCUGAAUGUGUCGAUCAGGACUGCUCACAACAUCAUGACGAAGGACCUGGGAUACAAGCCUUACAAGAAACGCAAGGUUCACGGGCUAACGGAGGCUACAACGAAAAAGAGGCUGGACAGAAGCAAACUGAUACUUUCGCGGCACGCAGGUCAGGAGUUUGUGUUUUCUGACGAGAAACUUUUUGUCUUGCAACAGCCACACAAUGCCCAAAAUGAUCGACUGUGGGCGCCGACGCUGGCCAGCAUCCCUCCGUCCCAGAUAAACAUCCCACGGUUCCAGAGCGCCGCUUCUGUGAUGGUUUGGGGGGCCGUAUCCAGGCGUGGGAAGCUCCCACUGGUGUUUAUCGAGAAAAACGUGAAAAUCAACGCCGCGUAUUAUAAGACCGAGGUUCUGGAGAAGGUUGUGGCCCCGGGUCUUCGGGGCCUCUACGGGAACGACCAUUACGUCUUUCAACAGGACGGCGCACCGGCCCACACGGCAAAUAUCGUCCAAGCAUGGUGUCGGGAGAAUUUGACCGAUUUUCUCGAUAAGACUUUGUGGCCUCCCAGUUCCCCGGACCCUAAUCCCCUGGACUUUUAUGUAUGGUCGUACAUGCUGGCCAAGCAGAGUGAACAUCGAGUGAGCACUAUGGACCAAUUUAAGAAGCUCAUUUCCAAGAUCUGGGACGAGAUGCCGAUGGAUCAGGUGCGUGCCGCGUGCGAUUCUUUUUAG
Aedes albopictus (Asian tiger mosquito) is the source of this 972-nucleotide messenger RNA. RefSeq lists its product as uncharacterized. Gene Ontology annotation, molecular function: nucleic acid binding. The coding region runs from base 1 to 972 and encodes 323 amino acids. The transcript has a single exon. NCBI's taxonomy places the organism in Eukaryota, Metazoa, Arthropoda, Insecta, Diptera, Culicidae. The record is from RefSeq and is a predicted model, not a curated record.